Messenger RNA from Mercenaria mercenaria, 1129 nucleotides. RefSeq lists its product as uncharacterized. The record is from RefSeq and is a predicted model, not a curated record. The transcript has 4 exons. The coding region runs from base 98 to 697 and encodes 199 amino acids. NCBI's taxonomy places the organism in Eukaryota, Metazoa, Mollusca, Bivalvia, Venerida, Veneridae.
UCAGUAUCUUACACCGUUUAGUACGUAGAGUGUACAAUAGUCCAACAAUUUCAUGUAAACAAGUCAGUGCACAUUGUACACGACAAGUGAAAACAAAAUGUCGACAGAUGAAAAGAAACCGGUUGUAAUAUCAAUGGAUGGGAGUGAACAUGCGGAUUAUGCGUUUAAUUGGUAUAUGGAGCACUUACACAAACGAAAUCAUUACGUGAUAUUGCUACACGUGCCAGAACGACAUGCUUUCAUGGUUGGACCACUUGGAGGAACUGCGGAUGUGGAAUCUAUAAAGCUCAUGAUGCAGGAAGAAGAAGCGAAGGAAAAAGCUUUUCUGGAGAAACUCGCUCUAAAGCUCAAAAAUGGAGGUAUUGGUGGCAAGGUAAAAAGUGUAGCGGGAAAACCCGGCGAAGUAAUAUGUACAGUGGCGGAAGACGAGCACGCGCUUUUUAUCAUCUGUGGGUCACGUGGAAUAGGCAACUUCCGUCGGACGUUGCUAGGAAGCAUCAGUGACUACGUUCUACAUCAUUCCCACAUUCCCGUUUUUAUUUGUAAACAUAAGGACUUGCACAAGGAACAUGUAUCAUCCCCAUCUUUGAAAACAAAAAUCAUGAAUUCGCCUUUGUUCAGACGCAAGAAUAAGGAUUCGCCUAAGAAUUCCCCCAAAGUUGGGAGAAAGAAGACUGACUCCGAGUCAAAAGAAUAAUUAAAUUCGGUUGUAACAUUUUAUACAGUUACCUAUGUUUGUCAAUUCCCGUGCAAUAUCUACCGGAAUUUUGCCCAUGGUGUUUUUUCAAGGCUCUUUUUUUACGUUUUGAAUGAAAUAAAUACUAUUUUGACCUUCGAUGCUGAUCCCUGUGAUAUAGAGUACUGUAGUUAUUAAAAUCCAUAAGCCUGUCACAUGAUAUGUCUGUUUGUGUUUUAAAUUUUAUGAUAUACAUUUACUUCUUCAUUGACUACCACAGGAAAUCUUCUUCAUAGCCUCUUUUCUUAUCGUGCUUUUUAAGUGGCGUUAUUGUAAACACAGUAAACUAGAAAAUACAUUUAUCCGGGACUGUAAUAAUCAUAUGAGAGAUGCACACAUGUUAAGUGAUCAAUAUAAACUCUUUUGAUUGCAAUAAACACUUACUGUAGAAUG